Molecule: messenger RNA, 1431 nt
Organism: Podospora anserina S mat+
Lineage: Eukaryota; Fungi; Ascomycota; Sordariomycetes; Sordariales; Podosporaceae
Exons: 3
Coding region: 1-1431 (476 amino acids)
Molecular function (GO): lipid binding
Source: RefSeq, a predicted model, not a curated record
AUGGCGUCCCUAGUAGAGACUCUCACUGCCUCUGGCGGUCCCGAGUCAGCGGGUUUCCUGAACGACCUCGUUGGUCACCUAUGGCCCAAUAUCUGUGUUGCCGGUGGCGCCAUGAUCAAGCAGAUUGCUGAGCCCAUGUUCGCGCAGAUGCUUCCUGCUCCCCUGAACACACUUCACUUCGCCAAGAUUGACUUGGGCGUUCAGCCCAUGACCUUCUCCAACGUGGAUGUGCAUAAGGUUGACAACGGUGGUAUCAAGCUGGACUUGGAUGUCAACUGGGAUGGCAACUGCGAUAUCGAGAUGGACGGAAAGAUGAUCCCUAAGGUGGGCGUCGAGCACGUCAAGCUGAGUGGCAGACUAUCUAUCCUGCUCUGCCCAAUCACCAAUGUGAUCCCUCUUAUUGGCGCCGCCCAAGUCUCCUUCAUCAACCCCCCUUACCUCAAGUUUAACUACACAGAUGGCGCCAACAUUGCCAAUCUUGGCUUCAUCGACUCAUGCGUCCGCAAGGUCGUCCAGUCCAUCAUUGCCGGCAUGGCCGUCCUUCCUAACCGCUUCCUCGUGAAGCUCGACCCAUUCAACGAUUACUUCAAGACCUACCAGCUCCCAGUCGGUGUCGUCCGUCUCACCAUCGAGUCAGGAAGCAACUUUGGCGAGGAGCUCAAGUCCAAGAACAUUUUCAAGAAGCUCGUCCACGAUGUCCCAGACUGCUACGUCACCACCUCCCUCUCAGGCGAGACUCCCGGCUGGAAGACAGCCACGGUCAAGGACAACCACCACCCCGAGUGGAACGAGACCAGAGACUUUAUCGUCUCUGAUCAUGAUCAGUUGCUGGCGUUGGAUGUCAAGGACUCAGACACCGCUUCCGACGAUGACAUUGGCCUCGCCACCAUCACCGUCAAGAACCUCCUCCUGGCUCAUGGUCAGAAGCAGGAUCUUACCCUCAUGCACAAGGGCGAGGAGACCGCGGGCAAGCUUACUGUCAGCGGCAAAUACUACCAAUUCAUCCCCGAUGCCACCAGCAUCAUCGGCGAGGAGAACCCCGCAGAGAUCAAGGGCUUGCUCGCCGUCCUUGUUGCUGCUGUCAAGAACCUCAAGGGUGCUCGCGAGCAGCUCAAGCCCAGCGUCGCCAUCACCUGGGGCGCGCACAAGUUCCAGACCGUCGUCAAGUGUGAUGUUCCGGGCGGCGCUGAGGAUAUCCAGAACCCUCACUUUGACAACACUUUCCGCAUUCCUCUCUCUGGCAGCAUCGAAGGUGCUGCUCCUGUAAGAAUUGCCCUGAUGGAUGGCAAGAACGAGAUUGGCGCUGUUGAGGUGCCUCUUGAGGAGGUCCUUGCGUCGGAGAACUUGGCUUUGCUCAAGGAGUUUGAUGUUGGUAACGGCCAGAUUGUCAAGGCUGGUGUUGUGAUCAGGGGUACCAAGCUUGUUGAGUAA